Messenger RNA from Setaria italica (foxtail millet), 675 nucleotides. Its product is annotated as acyl-acyl carrier protein thioesterase ATL4, chloroplastic. Gene Ontology annotation, molecular function: fatty acyl-[ACP] hydrolase activity. The transcript has 4 exons. Gene Ontology annotation, cellular component: chloroplast. Bases 1 to 675 code for a protein of 224 amino acids. Lineage: Eukaryota; Viridiplantae; Streptophyta; Magnoliopsida; Poales; Poaceae. The record is from RefSeq and is a predicted model, not a curated record.
AUGCAGCAGCAGAUGGCCGGCCUCGUUCGUCAGGUCACCGGGCUCUCCCUUCGGCCGCGCCCUGCCGACGUGAGCUCCGGCAUCCAUGGCCAGCACCGCGUGGUGGCGCACGUGGCUGCGCGGCCCAAGUACUGCCGGCUCCGGGGAGCGGCUGCCAUCGCCGUCCCCGAGACCAGCCGCCAGCUGCUCGACCAACAAGAAGUUCGCCCCAGCAACGACACCGCAUCGAACCCGCUUAUUACCACCAUCAGGAAGGACAAGUUCUUCGAGAUCGAGAUGAAGGUCCGCGACGACGAGCUCGACGAGUACGGCGUCGUCAACAACGCCAUCUACGCCAGCUACCUCCACAGUGGUCGUGACGUGGUGCUCGAGCAGCUGGGCAUCAGCGUGGACUACUGGACAUCCACGGGCAACGCCAUGGCUCUCUCUGAGCUGAACCUCAAGUACUUCGCGCCUCUCAGGAGUGGUGACAGGUUCGUCGUCAAGGUGAAGCCCGUGCAGAUCAAAGGCGUGCGGAUGAUCGUCGAGCACAUGAUCGAGACCCUGCCGGAUCGUAAGCUCGUAUUGGAAGGCAGAGCGACCGUUGUUUGCCUCAACAAAGACUUCCGUCCAACUCGGGUGUUCCCGGAGCUGUCAGCGAGGGCAAUGGAGGUCUUCUCUUGCAAAGUUGCUUAA